Vanrija pseudolonga is the source of this 984-nucleotide messenger RNA. RefSeq lists its product as uncharacterized. Lineage: Eukaryota; Fungi; Basidiomycota; Tremellomycetes; Trichosporonales; Trichosporonaceae. The coding region runs from base 1 to 984 and encodes 327 amino acids. The transcript has 5 exons. The record is from RefSeq and is a predicted model, not a curated record.
AUGCCCAUUAGAAUUCCCACACUCGACGAGCUCGAGAUCGAAGGCAAUGUCGGCAAGAUUGCCCCCGAGAAGCUGCGCUGGAUGCCCUCCUUCCCGGCUGAUACGCCCGACGACGUGCUCCGCAAGGAGCUGGAGGCCAACGGCGUAGUGCACGUCAAGGGCGUCAUUCCGCGCGAGUACGUUCUCGCGACGCGCAGGAAGUACUUUGAGACGGUCGCCGAGACGGGCAUCCUCAAACCAGAUACCGACCCCACGGACGGCAUCUUCAGCGGCGAGAACCCGACCAACUUUGUCGGCGCCGACUCGGCAAAGUACGUCGAGGACAACCCCAUCGCCAAGCGGCACAUCGAGCUGGUCUUCGAGGCCGCACAGUCCGAGUGGGCAAAGGAGUUCUGCGAGAACGAACAUAUCCUGGCCUUUGUACACCGGUUCAAGCCCGACUGGACAGCGCCCUUCUGCUUCAAGCGCCAGAUCUGGCGCUCCAACAUCCCCAACUCUGAGCGCUCAACCACAGGCGUGCACUACGACCACAUCUUCCUCCGUGGCGGGCCGCCGAUCGCACUUACGGCGUGGGUGCCAGUCGGGGACGUGCACCCCCUGCAGGGCGGGCUGAUCUACCUCGAGGACUCGCUCCCCGUCGCCCAGCGGAUCGAGGACGACUUCACAGCGCAGGGGCUGGCAAGGGGGUUCGCGCCGGACGAAGCGCUCAGCGCCUUCAACUCGAAUAUGGGGGUCGCGGGUAUGUUGUCCCGCGACGCGGGCGAGUUCCAGGCCCAGUACGCCGACGGCCGCCGUUGGAUGGUGGCGAAUUACGAGGCGGGCGACGUCGUGUUCCACCACUCGUUCUCCAUCCACGCGAGCACCACCAACCGCGACCCCGACGGCGUGAUCCGCCUCUCGGCCGACCUGCGAUACGCUGAUCGCGAGCAUCCGUACGAUGGCCGUUGGGACCAGGCGCCUUACCACGCCAAUGAUGGACUUUAG